Molecule: messenger RNA, 2670 nt
Organism: Paramisgurnus dabryanus
Lineage: Eukaryota; Metazoa; Chordata; Actinopteri; Cypriniformes; Cobitidae
Gene: slc44a1a
Product: solute carrier family 44 member 1a
Biological process (GO): transmembrane transport
Cellular component (GO): membrane
Molecular function (GO): transmembrane transporter activity
Source: RefSeq, a predicted model, not a curated record
UCUCUCCAUACCCGGAGCGUAAAACAUUUGAUUUAAUAUUUGGUUCAAUGGGGCAAAUGGGACAGAGAAGGAGAACGCGACAGCUCCGCCCUCACCUUGUCACAAAAUUCACCAGGGAGAAUUGCAGCGCGUAUGAUCCUGAAAUAUACAACAAAAUAAUCAUUCAUUUACGAAGACCAGCGAUCUGCAUGUAAGAGACGGUAAAUUUGUGUGACGGUGGACGGCGCUUUGGUUUCUAAGGACAUUUGAACGUGUUUAUAUCGCACGUGUAACUUUCACGCCAAGUUUUCCCUGCAGAACGCGUCGAGCUCGCGGUGUUGGCGGGCGACUCCCUGUUUUUGGACUGUCUCUCGUGUGUUUGUAAUUCAGAUCAACUCAGGAUUUUCACACAAUGGGAUGCUGUGGGAGCACACAGAAGAAGCGAGACUGGAAACCAUUGGAGCAGAGGAAGUGCACGGAUAUCCCAUGGCUCCUCCUGUUUAUCCUCUUUAAUAUCGGCAUGCUCUGCAUCUGUGGUUUUGCCAUAGCAACCGGAGCCGCAUCCAGACUCAUAUCAGGGUACGACAGCUAUGGGAACAUCUGCGGUCAGAAGAAUUCUGAAAUCCCAGGAAUUGAACUCAGCGGCCAAGAUCACACCUCCAGAAAGUAUGUGUUUUUCCUGGAUCCCUGUAACAUUGAUAUAUUGAAAAGGAAGAUUAAAUCUGUUGCUUUGUGCGUCUCAAAAUGCCCAAAGACUCAGCUGACGUCUUAUGAGGAUCUCACUCUUUUUUCAACAACUAAUGGAUCAAAUUUAUGCUCCUAUGAAAUAAAACCGGAGACGUAUUCCUCUGACCCAGAUAGAGCUACAAAAUGCCCAAAACUUCCUGUUCUUCCAAGUGCAUCUUUACCUGUAUUUCAUCGCUGUAUGCCAGUCGAUAUUUCAUGCUACUCCAAGUUUGCAGAGGCAUUCAUCACGUUCGUCAGUGAUAACAGUGUGGUGCACAGGGUUGUAGCCGGUGUGAUGACCUCCAAAGAGAUUAUUAUGGGCCUGUGUCUGCUCGCUCUCGUUCUGUCUCUGAUUAUGAUGGUUGUGAUCCGCUACAUCUCAGUUGUUCUGGUGUGGGUUCUGACGGCUGUCGUGGUCGUCGGCUCAAUUGGUGGUUCUGGUGUUCUGUGGUGGCUGUAUGCGGAUCACAAACAGUCUAUGAACGCCACUCUUCCUGCUAAUGAACUACAGGUGGCCAACGACAACCAGAAAGCCCUACUCGUCUACGCCAUUGGAGCCACUGUCUGCACGGUGAUUUUGCUCUUGCUGAUGUUCUUCAUGAGGAAGCGUGUGGCCCUCACCAUCGCUUUGUUUCACGUGGCUGGUAAAGUCUUCACACAUCUGCCUUUACUGGCACUGCAGCCCUUCUGGACCUUCCUGACCCUCAUGUGCUUCUGGGUUUAUUGGAUCACCGUUCUUAUGUUCCUGGGAACCGCCGGAAGUCCAGUGAAAAACAAUCAGACGGGUUUGGUGGAGUUUCAUAUGGAUGGGCCACUGCAAUACAUGGUUUGGUACCACGCUGUGGGUCUCAUCUGGAUCAGCGAGUUUAUCCUCGCCUGUCAGCAUAUGACCGUGGCGGGAGCUGUCGUCACGUACUACUUCACCAGAGAUAAAUCCCAGCUGCCGUUCACGCCCAUAGUGUCGUCUGUCCUGACACUAAUGCGAUAUCACCUGGGCACUGUGGUUAAAGGAGCCUUCAUCAUUACUUUAGUGGAGAUACCACGGCUUAUACUCAGCUACAUCCACACUCAGCUGAAAGGAAAGGAAAACGCUUGUGCACGCUGCAUGCUGAAGGCGUGUAUCUGCUGUCUGUGGUGUUUAGAGAAGUGUCUUAAUUACCUCAACGUGAACGCGUACACAGCAACAGCGAUUAAUAGUACAGGCUUUUGUACGUCUGCGCGAGAUGCUUUGUUCCUGCUUGCUGAAAAUGUUCUGCGUGUAGCAGCUAUCAACAGCGUUGGGGACUUUGUCCUGUUCUUAGGAAAGAUCUUGAUCGUAUCUUGCACGGCGUUUGCAGGCGUCCUUGCGCUGAACUAUCAGAGAGAAUACACCGUAUGGGUGCUGCCUCUCAUCAUAGUGUGCGUGUUUGCCUUCCUGGUGGCUCACUGUUUCCUGUCCAUCUUUGAGACUGUAGUAGACGUACUAUUCCUCUGCUUCGCCAUCGACACCAAGAACAAUGACGGCAGCCCGGGCAGCGAGUAUUACAUGGACAAAGAGCUUAUGGAGUUUGUAGAGAAUGCAAGGAAAGCCACUGAGCAGGACAGCAAAGGGAAAGGUAACCCCGGAGAAAUGAAACCUAUGACUGGAGGCACAACGGCUUGAUGAAGACCAGCAUAUAUUACAAAAACCUACACUCCAUUUUGGAGAUGCACAAAAGCUUUUAUUCAGGGAUCACGUGACAUGGUUUUGUCAUAACAACUUUGGCAAGUUUUAGUUUAAAAAGCUAAAGGCAAAUGAGUGCAUCUAAUAUCUCAGGACAGACGCAGGAGUAAGACGAAAUGUGGAAUUUUUUACUCAAACACUAGUUUUGCUCCCAAUAUUUUAUUAUAAAGGAUAAAAAGUUAUUUGAUUAUUUGUUUUAGAGCAUUUAGAAAAUUUAAAUUGUAUUUACAUAGUCAAUUUCUGCUCUAUAAAACUUAAACAAA